AUAGUCGCUAAGAGUUCUCCAAAGUUUAAGAGCGCGAAAGUAAAUCACAAAAAGGUUUUUCAUCUUUCGACUUAAGAAACUUUAAUCAAAACCCGUAAUCUUUUAAUGCCAUUAUUUGGGGAGAGUUAUUUGAAAGGGGUGAGAAAAUAAUGAGACUCGAUCAAUCACUUUUGACAAGUUUAGGUUAAAAAAGUGGGUUAACUUAAUCAGUUUAUCAAUAACUAUGACAGAAGUGUACCGCGGCAUUACGCGGACGUGUUUAUUUGCGGUGCAACUACAGGCGCGAGCGCAACCACGUUGCCGCUACUUCAGUAGGCCCGCGAGGAGCCGAACGAAACGCGCGUCGCUUACGCGCGCAACCACGCAAUCUAUUCACCCGGACACAUCUCGUGCUAGUUUAGCAGCAGUAGUCAAUCGCGACAUGGCGCAUCACCCUGAACAUGGUAAACAAAGACGAAAUGACCACUUGCUAAAAAAUUUACCUACAGAGGUACUACUGAAAGCAAGAAGUACACUGUUUUCGCUGAGUGGUGCACUAAAAUCUAAACAAGACCACAACACAACGACGUUGAAACACGAGUCAAAGAACAAAAAGAACCAAAACUUGAAAAAUAGUCGAUCAGAACCAGAAUUUAGAGAGUUACACUCCAAUAGACGAAGGAGCCGCGCCGACGGUGGUGGUCCUAAAGAUUAUGCAGGUGCGAGGCCGAGACCAAAAUCAGUAGGACCCAUGAAAUUAUAUGACAAUGAAGAGGAAUUCCAAGGUAUAAGUGAACAUAAAGAAACGCCAUCGCGGUUAAGGCAGUUCGAUUCCACGGAAGACGUUUGUGUUCAGUCCCGACUUGUGAUACCAGUAAUUGAUAGAUUCGGUAGUCAAGAGAUACAAGACAUUAGUGAAAGACCCCGAAAAAAACUCUCAUUUCGUGAACCGGAAAUAGUUCCCAGUGGUAUUCUUACAUUAGGUAGAUCAAACAAACAUAUGGGUGUCAAUAGUCUAACACGCAAACCCAACAGAUUAUCUUUGCGCGCUGAAGUGCAUUCUUCAAGCUUAAAUGGCCUUGAUUCUGAUUUAGAGAGCCAAGCCAUGCGGAUCGUGCGCACCGUGGGGCAGGCGUUCGAGGUGUGCCACAAGAUGCAGAUCAACACCCCCGAGCAGGCGGCCGCCUCCACGUCCUCCGCCGCGGACGAUCUCGCCUACUCCGACCGCGCCAGCGACCAACCGCCUACUAAAGAAGCGGUUUCCGAUUGCGGUGCUUCAGAGGCUAGUGUGGCCUCCACAUCGAAGGUGGUGGUCGAAGUGGUGCCCGAAGACAAGGAAAACACCAGGCCGGCGCACUUAGAGCUGCUCCCACCUCCUCCCAGGAAGACUGAACGUCGGACAACACCGCAGCGACCGCCGGCGCCGACACCGGUCGCUGUGGUGAACCUGCCAUGGCCAGAGUCUGCGGAGCCACCGCCAGCGGACCCGGCGCAGGUCAACGCGAGCACGCCGCCGGCCGCACCGCUCAGCGCGCAGCACCGAGUGCAGCUGCUGGAGGAGCGGCUCGAGAAUCAGACUCAGCAAACUCGCGCGGCCGUCGCCCAGCUUUUCCUUCUGCGUGAUCAACUCGCCGCCGAACAAUCUGCGCGAUGCGAAGCACAAGCGCGCACACACCAGCUGCUGGCCCACAACAAGGAGCUGCUGGAGCACAUCGCGGCGCUCGUCGCGCACCUGCAGGAGCGCGAGCGCGGCUCCUCCAAGCCUAUCAACGCACAGCAACUCACUCUGUUGCCGCAGAAGGGUGGUGCUAAGAAGAUAACAACGCGCGUUUGCAACGGCAACGCGAACAACAGCCAAGCCAGCGUCGACUCGCUCAUCGAUUUAAUCAGCCACACCAAGAUUACUCAAAAUGUUGAGAACAACAAUGAUACCGUCGUCUCUGCCUUCAGCAGUCCGGGAUCACCCCCGAGCUUCGGAAACAUGACCAACGAGCAAAUACAAAACUAUCUCAUAGCUAAAUUCCAAAACGUCAACACCGACGGCAUUGCUGAAUCCCCAGUCGAUAAUAACAAUGGAACUCUCAAACACAGCCCGUUCUACCAGAACCGUAACGCUUUUCCCAAUGUCCCACCCGUCAUCGAUAACUUCAAUAAUGGUGACAUCACGGAUUUACUCAACAUAGAGCCAUACUCCAUACACAUUGGUGAAAAUAACCUGGAGCAAGCAAUGAGCGUAGGGCAGUCAGAAGUGUCACUAUGCAGCGCUAGCCAAGCCACGACAUCCAAAGAUUCGACGCCUGAUGCUUGUAGUUCAGAUGACGGCGUUCCGUUUAUCAUGCCCUUAUCGCACAACGGGACGCUGACCGCCACAGGAGAAGACGGACGCGUGAGGCUGAUCGUGCCCGUGAGCCCGUCGGGUAGCACUUCGGACGUGCCAGAGAUGCAGGCCGAGACGAAUCCCCAGGGAAACACCCUGACAGUACCCGGAGCGUCGGUAGCAUAUGCUGCUCCCAUCACUCGCUCAACCAGCGAAAAAGUACCGAAUCACAGCCAUAUGAUGACGGCUCUCCGACAACAAUGGACCAGGCACACAACUAAGUAAAUUAAAUAAAAGCCUACGAACAACAAAUGACGUAGGUAGUUUUGUAAGAUGCGCAAUUGCGUCUAAACUCAUUCUAGUCAAAUUAUCGAUGAUGUAAUAACCAAAAAUAUAAUUUUAAUAAGCUGUGAUUAUUGAUAAUUAGGUCGUAUAAAUUCGAAUUGCUGCAGUAGACAAACAAGAUGGGACAAGUCCAAACAUAUUUAUUCAGUUCUAAAAUACACUUUUUUUUUUAACACAACUGUCUAUAAGACCAUGUUGUUUAAAAUUCACAUAAGUAGGUACCUAGACUUAAAAACGGGAAACUGUGGAAUGUUUUAUACAAGUGACCAUUUUUCAUUGCGUCUGUGUGUGUUUAUUAAAAACAUCUGUGCCAAGUUAUUUAAUUAGUAUAGUAAAGAUACUGAUCGAAUUGUUACAAUUUAACUCUAAAAAGGAAAGACUUAUUAUUAGUUUUAUCUUCCCUAAUGUUUCAUCAUGCAUUUACCUAUUUACUCUCUCGUUUAUGUUCGAUAUAGCAUCACUAUUAAUGAAAAUUAUCAAUAUAGGUAUGUAAUUACAAAUGUUGUAAUAUUUUAUAAUAUUAUUGCAUUAAUAUGUAUAUUCAUUGUUAAGUGAACAAGGUUCUCUUUGGAGAUUGAGACUUUAUUGAAGGUGCCAAAUUAUUAGUAUAUCACAUCGAUUAUAUUAAGUGGUAUCAAACCAUUAAGCUAGUAUUCUGAAGAGUUUAUUUACCUAACUACAUAUCAUUUCCAUGUCCAAAUUACGUCUCGAUUAACUAAGAUCCACCGUCAACUAAGAUUAACAGAAUUUGACCUAUAGUUUAUAAGCAAACAUACAUAAAUCAUUCUAAUUAUCAGUAAAUCAAAAACUAACUCUAAUAUCUUUCUUUGGAGCGUUACUGUGGAUUGUAGUGACUGAGAGCAGAAUUAUGUACUCGUUGGCAUAUCGUUUUGAAAUAGUUACUUGUAUUAUUUAUUAAACGUACACGAAGUCAUGUUUAGGUAUACUGUGAAUAAUAGCUUAUUGUCCUUGAAUCCAUAUUGGAUUACCUACUUGUAGUGAGUAUGAGGCUGAAUAAAUACAAUUAUAUCAGCAUAAUUAUCAGAAAGUAACUCUAUAAAUUUUAAAGGAUAUUUUAGUAAAAAAAAUAGCGUCCCUUUUCUAUAGUGGUACCUAUAUAAAUAUACUAAAUAUUAUUUAUACCUACUCGGUCUAUGAGUAAUAUCAUAAAACGUAUUUACGAACUGAAACGAGUGUUAGUUAUAUUUAUAAAGAAAUUUAAAAUAUUUAUAUACAAAAAAAUGGUGCCAAAGAUCGCCCAUUACAUCGUAAACCCUAAUAACCCGAGAUAAUUUAAAUUUAACCAUGUAUUCUUGACGGUAUUAUGAAUAAGUAAUGUUACAUUACCAACCCAUCAACUUGUUCAACAGCUUAAGCUUAAGAAAAGUCAUAUCUAUUAAUUUAUGCUUGACGCUCCGAAUUUGCAAAUGGUUUUAACUCGUCUUUAAGACCGUUGACUGAACGAUAGAUACAUAUUUAGCUGAUGUAGACAGCAGCUUUGUGACAUUACUACGGAAAAAGAGAAUUUGAAGAAAUAGAAGUGGAUUGUCAAAGAAAACUUUGUAGCUACAGUUAAUUUAAUGCCAUUUUUCGACACGCGAUUAAAACUUUUAGAACGCCAUUUGACUUCGAUCCAAAGGCCAUCGAUUCGAGCGAUCCGCCACAACCUUUAGCCGAUGCCCGGUAAGAUGGCGCCACUUUGUGAUAUUUAACAAAUUUAUAUGUGUUAAAUAAGGUGAAAGAAUAAGGAUCAAGGUCAAAUGGCGUUCUAAAAGUUUUAAUCAUGUCUUGAAAGCUGGCAGUAAAUUUACUGUGGCUACAAAAUUUUCUUUGAUAAUCCACCUCGAUUUCAAAUUAUCUUUGCUACGGUACAAAAACUUUUUAAAGUUGCUGGUUAAUACCGAUAUGCAACUAUGCAUAUCAAAAACAAAAGACACAAUGAAUACUCGACUGCAUUGCUGACACUGGACUGACUAUGUGCUAACAACAUAGGUUUAGUAUUGUUUCUCUUUCUGAUGUGUUUGACGUAGAGAACUUUUAAGUAAGUUUUUAUAUGCGUAAACAAUGAAGACUGGAGUUACCCAGAGGCGACUCGCCUUAAUGCUUUAACUUGUAUUCAGUGAGGUAUAAGGCACUAAGUACCUACCGAGCAGCGAUGUGUUCAUGACGCAGUCGAGUUGAGAGGGGAACACCGACACCGUUAUAGGCGUUAUAGGAAUAAUAAAAUUGGUAAAUGUUAUACGUAAUCAAUAUCGAUGUCAAUAUACGUUCUUCUAGGACAGUAUUCCACUCGGCCUGGGUCUGUUGACAAGUUUUAUACACAUCAGAAGAGUGAUUUUGGAAGAUCUCUGGAUUGCUAUAACGAACUGAUUGAAAUCGGCCUUAUCUUAUACCACCUAAAUAGUUGAUGUCUUUAUUGUAUUGUUAGACACGUAAUCAUAACUUAUUUUAAGUGAAAGGAAAUAGUCAAGAAUAUCAUGGAGCAGGUUACCUACCGAAAAUUAAAACGAAUAGUCCUGAGACAGGUUUAUAGAAUUGUAGUAUUUUAGCAGAGUUUGGUUUACGGCCAAUGUUAGCUUUAAAUGAAAAUUUCUUGUGUUUACGAUAAGCCUUACUUUACUAAAUAUAAAUCUUUGUAAUUAAUUGUUGUUAAAGCAAGUUGUUCCUUUUUUGACAGAUUUUGUAUGCUUGCAAGUAGAUAAGUAUCUAAAUAACGAAAUGAAAUACAAAUAAAAAGUUAUACCAAUAUGCAGAUAGUAGUAAAAUACGAUACUUACAUAGAUAAAAGGCCAUAUCAAUCAAUAAUUGUUCUAGAAGCUUACCAUUUCUGAAUUAUCCAUAUCCAUAAAAAUUACAUAGAUGUCUUGGAUCCAUGGAUGGUUUUUUGUAAAUUAAGUUAGUAACUAUCAUGUUUAUAGUUUAUAGAACAGUUGUUUGAAUUUGUAGAAGAUACGAUUAGAACGGUGGAAGUGCUCCUCUGAACGAAAUAUAUCAAUAAUCUUUAAAUAUACCUAAUGUUAAAACUUUAUCAAUGUAUACCAAAUUCUAAAUAUUUUAAAUGUGAAGCUUUGGAUGCAAACCUGGAAAUAAAGAAUAAACUACUUGCUGAA
Messenger RNA from Cydia pomonella (codling moth), 5751 nucleotides. RefSeq names its product carboxyl-terminal PDZ ligand of neuronal nitric oxide synthase protein. The record is from RefSeq and is a predicted model, not a curated record. The transcript has 6 exons. Lineage: Eukaryota; Metazoa; Arthropoda; Insecta; Lepidoptera; Tortricidae. Bases 224 to 2581 code for a protein of 785 amino acids. Gene Ontology annotation, molecular function: nitric-oxide synthase binding.